AUGAAUAAGUCAAGGGAUUGGAAUAUUGUUGAUGAUGAAUUAAAUCGAAAAUUAAAAUAGUUACAAGAAAUAAGAUCAUAACUCGAUGACUAAUCGACUGAAUAACUAUUGCUAAAUAAAGAUUAGAAUUAGGGUAUUCAUAAUAAUCUAAUUCAAAUUUAGAGUAUAAUAGUGAUGUUAACUAUUAUAAAGAAUUUUGGAGAUAUUACAUUCUAAAUGAAAUGGCAAUUAAAAAAGUUAAUGAAUUACAUUCUUAAAAUUAAAAAUUACAUGAAUUAAUAGGAGACAUUGAUGUAAACCUAAGUCAUAUUUUUAAGAAAUUAUAAUAAGAAUUACAUAUAGCUUUAAGUUAUCGUCAUAAAAAGAAAAAUAGAAGGACCUCUUAAGAAAUUGAGAAAAGUUUUGUAUGUCCUUAUGAAAAAUGCAAUAAACAGUAUGGUAGUGAUGUUUCUUUGAAUCUCCAUAUUAAAUUAAAACAUGAUGGAGGUAAUAAAACAGAUAGAGAAAAAUUUGCUGUAAUCUUAUAUCCCAUUAUUACUUUAGAAAAUGAUUGUUGAAGCUCAACAAAAUGGAGAAACUAUUACAGAUCUCAAUAUUAAUAUAAAAUUUCCACCUGGUUAUUUAGAUGUAAUCAUUCUAAUCAUUUUAUAGUAAUUUAAGAAUCAAUUUCUGAAUACUUAGUAAAACUAGUUAAAUUAAGAAAGAAAGUCAAUCGAAUAAGAUUGA
This is a messenger RNA of Paramecium sonneborni, 726 nucleotides long. Lineage: Eukaryota; Ciliophora; Oligohymenophorea; Peniculida; Parameciidae. The record is from the annotation of a GenBank genome assembly.